AAAAGGCCAAAAAGAAGGAGGGCCACGACUAGACUAGACUAGACGACUAGACUAUUAGACUAUCUACAAAUAUGAACCAUUGAAGGUAGCUACUAAAUGAUGGAUCUGCAGGCCUUGCUGGAGGACAGAGGAGCAGCACUGACCUCACCCGACACUGCAAUACAGACCGAUCAACUGAUUCAGAGUUGGAUUAAUGAUGUUCGACUCGAGUCCAAAGCUCUGCCCACUUCCAGUGACUCCCUGUCCUCUGUCGACUGGCUACACGGAGACGCAGGUCAAAGUGCAAAGGCCAUAGUUCAAGAUCUAAUGACAAAAAAUUUAGACAUCAGGACUAAAAGCGUUAAAAAAUCGCACGAUCCAACGGUUUCCAUGGAUAUGAGACAUAAAAAGGUGCGUGAGAGACGUGUUGCUAGGGAACAGAGGAAGGCUCGUCAGUCAGCGAGGGAGUCCCUGGCUAACAAAGCUCAUCAAGAAGCCACAGAAAUAGUGAAAAUGGAGGAAACGCAAUCACUGGCAAGACGUAAACGAGACGAACAAAUAAUCGCUCAUCACAUGACACAAAUUAGGGCGGAGCUCCGAGAGAAAGAGCGGCGCUCCCGUUUGGUUGCCGUGGAUACCAUUCCGUUAAUCAACCCAGUAGCGGAAGCGGAGAAAUUCAUUAAAGACGAGCGAAAACGUCAAUCGACUAGAAUUGAAUUAUUGAAGCAAUUGGAGGAGAUUGAAUUGCUAGACGCCAAGAGCAACGUCAAGUUGUUACACAACUGUUUCAGUCGUUGGUAUCAGAUGGUGGUCAUCGAGCGCGGUAAAGUUGUGAAGGCUGCGGCCGUGUGUGAGUGGAGACUGCUAGCGAAGGUGUGGGGGGCGUGGCUAGGGUGGGUGGGGACGUGUCAGCGACGGAGAGAGAGGGAUCAGACAACCAGAGAACUACAGAGACACAGAAUUUUGUACCAGCGAGCCAGCUCCCAUCAUCGCUCCAGACUCCUCUCCAAGAUUCUGAGGGGGUGGGGGACGUGGGUACAGCGGGUACAAGCCGAGAGACGAGAAGAGGCAACAAAGGUCGUGUACAAAAAGAAGAUGGAAGCCCUACUAGCAGCUGCUGCACAGAGAGUGGUCAACAUUAAUGUGCCUCCAGUUGAAGUUGUUCAUGUGCCCUCCAAACCUCGCCAGAAAAUGACCCCCUCACAACGUACAGACACUAUCCAAUCAUCUCCAACCCCCACAAACCCCCCCAUAUCAGCUACCCCCAUACAACCAAAGCCCCCCAUAUCGGCUACCCCCAAACCAGUGACCCCCUUACAACCAAAGCCCCCCAUACUUCAUCAGCCAUCAGCACAACAUUCACUGUGGAAGACGGCCAAGGAUGAGAUGGCUCAAGUAUUGGCAAGAGUGGAAUCUGAGACUACAAAGAACGACAAGAAGACCACCUCCAUUGUUAAAAAAGACACCAAAAAACGGCCACCGAACAAAAUCACUCGCCCAAUUCCACUAUCAGCUAUGGAGCAUAGAUCAACUGCCAUGGCAGAGCGUAGGGCUGCUCGUGUGGCGAGACAGACAGCGCGUGAGGAGGAGAGACUAGAGGCUCUGGCUAGAGAGGAGGAAGAGAGGACGAGGGCAGAGACUGAGGCAAGGAGGGAGAGGGAGGUCACUAGGAGAGCUGAGAGAAUGGCUGCUAAACAGCGUGAAUUGGAACGUGAAGAGAGGCGGAAUCAAAUGGAGACACUCAACCAGAAGGCCAGCGACCAUUACAAACUAGCUCUACUUCGAAGCAAAGGUCUAAAUGCGUGGGUGAGAUUCACUGUGGCUAUGAGGGACGGGAGGGCACUAGCGGACAAAGUCAGAGGUCAAUCUCUCGUUAAGCGGACGUUUGUGAGAUGGAAGGUGGUCAGAGGGCAAAGGUCAAUGGCUCGAAAUAGAAUGGCUGAUGAGUUACAUAAUCGACAUCUUCAGAAGCAGUCCAUGAAAGCAUGGAAAGAGUACAUGGUUGAGUGUGUUCGGUUGGAAGUGCUGGCCGGGGCUAGUGUGAUCAGACUGUUGACUAGGCGUGUGUUCCGAGGCUGGUCACGGCUCACUAGAGAGGGGAGAGUGAGGGGGUGGGAGAUGGACAGGCAGGCACGGAAAAUGCACGAGAGGCGUCUCAAGAGUCGAGUGCUGCAUUGCUGGGUGACCUUUGUACCCUUGUCCCGAGAGGAGAAGGCACAAGAGAGCAGGAGGGCACAGCUGAGACGCAAGGUGGCGUCAUGGUUACAAGACUACUCCCCCACCACUGAACAUUGACUCUAUUAUGUUAUUUACUAGGGCAGCCUAAUAUCACUUAUGUUGUAUCAUGUGUUUUCCUUGUGUUGUGAAAACUGCAAU
Halichondria panicea is the source of this 2355-nucleotide messenger RNA. RefSeq lists its product as uncharacterized. Lineage: Eukaryota; Metazoa; Porifera; Demospongiae; Suberitida; Halichondriidae. The record is from RefSeq and is a predicted model, not a curated record. The transcript has 10 exons. Bases 97 to 2274 code for a protein of 725 amino acids.